Messenger RNA from Empidonax traillii (willow flycatcher), 4913 nucleotides. It is a transcript of the gene PRMT2IP, whose product is annotated as chromosome unknown C15orf39 homolog. The transcript is spliced from 5 exons. Lineage: Eukaryota; Metazoa; Chordata; Aves; Passeriformes; Tyrannidae. The record is from RefSeq and is a predicted model, not a curated record. Bases 706 to 3753 code for a protein of 1015 amino acids.
CAGCUGCAGCACCCCCACCAGUAUCCCCACCACUGGAUCCCUUAUCUCCCCCCACAAGUCUUCUCAUUAUCUGCUCCCUUUCCGCUGCUGUGGAUGUGGCUUUUAUCUUAUCUCCAUGUGCUUUUCCUCCAUUUCCUUGUUGGCUUCUCUGCUGUCACAAAAGGAAAAAAAAAAUAACAUGGAGGAGAUCCUGCUGCAGGGAAUCUGUCUCUGGGCUUGGGGAUGCUAGGCCAUGCUGGGAAAUACUGGGGGAUGUUUGCCCCUGUUUGGAGGGCGCUGUGCCAGUGAUGCUCAGGUGGGUCUUGGGGCUUGCUUGGGUGAUUUACAGGAUGUUCAGGUGAUGCUGGGGGGGUUACUGAGUGCAGGUCCUGUGAUGCCCUCGGUACUCUAGUGAUGCUCAGGUGUCUCAGUGGGAUGCUUAGGAGAUGCUGGGCAGUGCUGGGGAGAUGCUGGGUGAUGUCAGGAGAAACUGGGAGAAUACUUGGAAUGCUCCAGGAUGCAGGACCACGGUGGGACAGCCAGCCAGCUCCACCUGCUGGCAUUCACCACCUGUCACUGCGGACCAGUACCCGCCACACAGCAGCCCCAAAUCAGAAGACAUCCUAAGGGAGAGGAUGAACUGCUGCCUUGGGGAGGAAACCUCAAAUUACUUUAAAAGGAAGGCCAGCUCACCUCUCCUGUCAGGACACCAGCAGCAAGGUAUAAAUGGCCUCAAAACGGUGCUUGGAGUCUGUGGACCCCGUGAUUUUCAACAAGCGACCUUGGCUGGAGACGGAGCCCGCCACCAGUUUUCCAUCCAGCAAAAUCCAAAGCAAAUCCAGCCCUGUGCCCAGCCCUGGCUCCGAGAACCAUUUCAACUACAAGGGCUCCUACUUUGCCUGCCCACUGCAGAGCUCCAAGGAUCCCGAGCAGCCCCUGGCCGGCUGGAGCCCAGCACCCACCUACCUACACUACAGCCCUGGUGCCAUGAGCCAGCCAGUGCCCGACAGGGCGUCUCUGGUGGGCUUCCUGCUGUACCCAUCGGAGAGCCUGGGCGCCAGGCUGCAGGACCUGGGUGCCCAGAAGGGCAAGGACAGCCUGAUGCAGGAGCAGCUGAUGGCUAGGAAGAAGUUGGACAUCCCAAGGUGCCCCUUACCGGUGAAGAAGCCGGUGGCCGUGAACAAGGCGGCCCCACUGGCGGUCCCCACGCCGGUGUAUGGAGCCCCUGCCUGCUUCCUGGCCCCCAGGAUGGUUCUGCCGCUGGGAACACGAGUGGAGAGCCUGCAGCAGGCACCAAGGGAGGCAAACUGGGCUCUGCCCCCUGCCAUCCACCCUCUCCAGCUUGGCGAGCCCCACAAGAGGGCUCCCUGCCCUGACCCCAGCAUCCCACCGCUGCCCUCCAGCCUGGUACUGCCUGCCAAGGAGCAGCUGGGCUCCCCCGUUGCCUUAUCCCACUACUAUGUCACCUUUGAUAAAUACAGGCCCCCCCCAAGCACCCUGGUCUUGGAGGCAAGCUGUCCCAGUGCCCACAGCCAGAAGAAAGUGCCAGAGGUCCCCAGCCUCAUCCCAGAUUCCUGUCCCAAGCUCCAGCUGCCUGAUGCUGGCCUGACAAACCAGGAGAGGCCAGCAAUGUGCUACCCACCCCCACCCUACCCACUGUCUCCUCACAGAGCUGCUCCCCUCUAUCACCCUCCCACUCCCGGGGAGGCCAGUGCCCUGCCCAGCUCCAAUUUUGUGGAAAACAGGAAGCCCUUUUCUGGCUCUUACCUCAAACCCCAAGCCCCAGGGAGCUACUUUCCUGGCCCCUUGGACACCCACGUGCCAAGGACAGCGGGUGCUGGUCCCUCCAAGCCGGUGGUGGUGCUGAGGGAUGCUGAGCUGCCAAGGGAUGUUGAGCUGCCUGGGUACCCUGGUUUUACCUUCAACUCUGGCGAUGAAUCCGUGUUCCACACCUCCUUGGAGCCAGGAUGUGAGCAGCACGAGGCAGAAGGUUCACGGUGGCGAGCGGCAUCAAGGCACAGCAGCGCUUUCCAACCUGUUUGCACCCCAGAGAAGCUUUCCAGGGGCUCCAGUGGGCUCACGGAGACAUUUCCCAAAAGAGAAGGGAGCUGGGAGAAAACCAGGCAAGGAGAGCAGGAGCCCCCUUCCCUGGGGAGGAGGAACACCAGCCCAGCCUCUCAGGACACCCCAUGUAGGGCACCAGUGGCUCCUGUCAUCAAAGGGCAAGGAAAUGACUGCAAGGUCAAGGAUCCAGCCAAGGAGCUUGCCCCGCCUUCUGCAUCCGUGACCCCCACAAAGGGGCUGGAAGACCUGAGGGACACCAAGGUUUUUUCUUCCUCUCCACCGAUGCCAGUGAUCCACAAUGUCUUCAGCCUGGCACCUUACCAGGACUACCUGGAGAAGAACAACGGCUCAGCCCCUGUCCUCUUCUGCAGGGACCAUCUGUGGGGGGACCCCCCACCUCAAAACGUGAGCCACAGCCAGGAGGCAGCUUCCCUCAGAGAUACCUCGGGGGUGUCCAGCCCGAGUUCGGACAGCGGUGUGGUGCAGAGCCAAGGGGAGAGUUGUUACAAGGGGGCCCCCAAAAACCCAAAGCCUGUGUCCCCAGAACUGGAGUCUCAGGAGGGCAGCCCCGAUGGGGUGGGCACUGGGGAGCUGCUCAGCGAGGAUACGGUGCUGGACCUCAGCUUGAGGAAGAGACCAGUGGAAACCAUGGAGACCCAGGGACUCAUCAGCUGUGUGGAGAGGACACUGGACCAGGAGGAUGUGGAGAAGGAAGAGAAAAAGGCUACAGGGGGAAAGGUGGGAGAGGGGGCCCAGCCCCAGCUGCUUGAGGUGGGCUCUGGGGACAGGAGCAACUUCCAGAGCUCAGCCACCUUCAUGUUCAAAAAAUACAAGCUCCUGCACUCCCUCACGCCCGGCACAGAGCCCCCCCAGCAGGAUGGCAGCCCCCACGCCCCCCAGCCCAGCCCACCCAGCAGCACCCCCACGCCGAACCCACCAACCUCUUCACCAUCCAGCAGCCCCCCAGUCCCACCACCUGCUCCCCAGCCCAGCACCAUCUCAGGCCCAAACCCUCCGCAGCCUCCACUUCCCGAAGCCCCUUUCACCCCAGGGGAGGAGGGGAUCUCACUGGCCAGGAAGUUUGGCAGUCCCCCACCAGAGACCCCCCCGGGGCAGUACUUUACCACCCUGCACACCUGGCUCUGCGACACGAUUUCGGGAUCAGUGUCACGGUCGUCCCCAGAGCUCCUGCAGCAGUGGCUGAAGAAGGCGGAGCUGGCAGAAGAGCUGGGAGAGGUGCCCAAAUCUCUGCCCAAGCCCAAGAACGGCUCCAAGGUUCCUGCUCCUCAGAAGCCCCCCAAAGGCAAGGAGAUCUGGCUGGCUUUCCAGGACGUGGCCACGCUCCUCGCCAACCUGCUCUCCCAGCUGGAGACCUUCAUGUUCUCCUGCCCUUUCCCCCACGUUGUCCGGGCAGGAGCCAUCUUCAUCCCCAUCCACGUGGUGAAGGAGAAGCUCUUCCCGAAGCUCCCUGGGACCUCUGUUGACCUAGUGCUGCAGAAGCACAAGGUGGAGCUGCGUCCCACCACGCUCUCAGAGGAGAGGCACUUGAGGGACCUGGAGCUGAAGAGCUGCACCUCCCGCAUGCUGAAGCUCCUGGCGCUCAAGCAGCUUCCUGAAAUCUACCCAGACCUGCUCAACCUCCACUGGCACAACGCCAUCCAGCAGCAGCUCGGUUUGAGGUCGCAGGCUAGCCAGCAUCCUUCCAAGUAGGUAGCCCCAGCUCAGACGAUGAAAGCUGAUGGCAAAACAACAGCCACGGAUAGAUCAGAGAAAGAGGAGGCACUAAGGAGUGUCCCAAGGGCAACGUGAGAAUGGGAACAGGAAGGUCCCUCAUCACCAGAGCCAUGGAUGUUGAGAUCACCAGCAGCCCUGUAGGGAAGUGCUCGGUUCCCACCAGCAUCAGGGGACUCUCCAAGGACAACGCUCAGAGUGGAGAACAGCUUGGUGGCGCAGGACCACAGGCAGGGAUGCUGGUGUGGUGUCUGUACCCACGGGGCUGGGCUCAAGCCCCUCGUGGCAGCUGGGGCUAAUUUUUGUUUGAAUGCAUCAUUUUUUAGUGCAUCUCCCACCUCCAUCCAUGACUGACUUGGUGAGCUGGGAGGAAUUGGCUGGAGUUCCAGUGGAUCUGGAGCAAGAGGAGCAUGGAGACAGUUACAGCACCAUCUCCAGCCUUGGAAAAAGGCUGGCUACUGUGAGGAUGACAUCCCACCUCCCUCCUCUCUCCUCUAAAUCCCCUCUCCUGCUUUAUCCGUGCCAUUCCCAAGAAACGUACCUUCCUUCUGGUUUUUCAUCUUUAAAGCGCUACAGAAACCUUACACAACAUCAGCACAAGGGAAUCGUGACUUCUGUAGUCCCAGGACUAAUUUUUCUUGUUUUAAAUGAAGACAUUUUACAAAUGUUCUGGAUUUACCUUUAUAAGGAGCUGCUGCCUUCAGGUCAUGUGUUUUGGGUGGGUUUUUUUUUCUUUAAAUACAGUAAUUUAUACUUUUUAUUUCAACUAGAAGGCUACAAGAAAGAUUUAAAGACUCCUAAAGAAAACCAAACCACUUCGUCCGAGAUCCUCUUUCGGGGAGAUGCACAUUUAGCGAUCACCUCAGUGGAGAUCACAGGAGCAGAGAGGGGAGCCACGCUGCCAGGCCUUGGAAGCAGGGAUCCUUUCCAUCCCAGAGGGUUGAUGGGCAUCCAAGAACGUGCAAACAUCCCCUGGUCCUGGGGGACUGCAGCAGGGUGCACAGCAGAGGCCUUACCAACUCAUCACUCAGGUGUUUUUCCCGCUGCUGCAGGGCAUGGAGGAACAAAACAAGGAUUAUUACGAUUUUUUUAUUUCACUACAGCGAGUGUUUACUUUAAGAAGAGAGAGGAAGGAAAAA